Messenger RNA from Filobasidium floriforme, 943 nucleotides. RefSeq lists its product as uncharacterized. The transcript has 4 exons. The coding region runs from base 91 to 666 and encodes 191 amino acids. Lineage: Eukaryota; Fungi; Basidiomycota; Tremellomycetes; Filobasidiales; Filobasidiaceae. The record is from RefSeq and is a predicted model, not a curated record.
UGGCUGAUGGUUCGAAGCUGAUCAAGAAUACACAUAUAGGUCCACACACCAACAUUUUGAUCGUCUUCAAAUCGCAUCGUGGUCCAAGGGAUGAAGCGGGCACGCUCGUCAUCGGCGGCAUCCUCGAUAUCGUCGAGCUCAGCUGGAUCUACUUCUCAACCCUUAACGAGCAAAUACAGACGAACCGACUUGUUGCCCCAACCUACCGACUCACAUCUUACCUGCCAACUCCCGCCAACAUGUUCCGAUUCUCCGAAUACCUUCAACAGCACAUCUGAGCUGCAAACCCAUUACAGCCACUGUCAUCUGCAUGGCUGUCAAGCGGAAGCGUGCAAUAAGGUGUUUCCCGAUGCGAGAUUGCUCGAACUGCACGAGAUAGAGAAUCACGAUCCAUUUUCAUCAGAGCAACAGCGAGCUGGACAGAAGAUCUUCGAAUGCUUUCUGCCACGGGACGUAUGCGGUAAACGAUGCUCCACCCCAAGAGGACGCCGGAACCAUAUGAUCCAGAUUCAUCAUUUCUCCAAACAAUACUUCUUCUCGGUGACCAACCAUGGCGUAAGCCCUCAGCACGCUUACCGUCAGCCAGAAAAUCACGAUGCCAACGGAAUGAAUUGUUGUUAUAGAUCGGGGAUAUGGUCAAGCGUUUUGGACCCGGAGCGAGUAUGAUCCGGCCGCAAUGGAAAGGCCCGAAAGAAAUCCUGUCUUCUGGCUCGGGUCAGAAAGAGACUCUAGGUGGGCACGAAGGAGGGGCCGCAGCGUUACAACCGGUAGCGACAUCCACCAGCGGGGACAAGACAGUAACCAAGGACCCGGUUGAGAUGAUGUCGAAAGAACCCGCGCCUCAGGCGGAUAUUGAUAUGGAGACCUUGACUAGCUCGCUGGCAAUCACCAGCCUGGGUCUUGUCCCUCCGAGUGUCGCUCGAAAACAGAAGAAGAAGGUGCA